Messenger RNA from Exophiala oligosperma, 2314 nucleotides. RefSeq lists its product as uncharacterized. Bases 246 to 2057 code for a protein of 603 amino acids. The record is from RefSeq and is a predicted model, not a curated record. NCBI's taxonomy places the organism in Eukaryota, Fungi, Ascomycota, Eurotiomycetes, Chaetothyriales, Herpotrichiellaceae. Gene Ontology annotation, biological process: retrograde transport, endosome to Golgi; intracellular protein transport. Gene Ontology annotation, molecular function: phosphatidylinositol-3-phosphate binding. The transcript has 3 exons. Gene Ontology annotation, cellular component: retromer, tubulation complex; endosome; retromer complex.
CGCAUACGCAGCGGAGAGCAACAGGCUGGUUUACGAGUACGAUGCGCAGUUGUUGAACAUCACACCAAAGACGAUCACCUACUGAACAUCCCACCUCCAAUACCGACCACCCUCUUCUCCUUGUUAUUGAGAGAUCUCCUUCUGCAUAUACACCUCAGGCACCUCUCCAGACAUGGUCAAUCCCCGAGCUUAGAAUCACUGUCUACGUCCAGAACCUCAUUCCCUCUACGACUUCGGAACUCACGAUGGACUACUCUGCGGUCUCGUCCGAGGCUGAUGCUCUACAUGGGGCUUCUCCUUGGGGCUCAUCCUCUCCUCGCACCAACAGAGGAUUUCCCAAUACCGCAUCGUCUCCAGAAUCGCCCGCUCCCAUCCGAGGCCAUUCAUACGGUCAGUCGCAAGACAGUAUACCAGAGUCCCCAUACCUCUCGCAGCCAGCGACAAGUACUUCUCCGGACGCAACCGACAAUGCUGAAGGACAGCAUGUGCCAGACUCGCCCAGUCGAUCCGUAGCUGCGUCACAAGACCCUCAUGCGCCAGCAGGGCAACAGCCGUCUCCCCAAGGCCAACCCCGCCAACAGGCGGCAAGGUAUCAUGGAAAGCCACAGAAGCCAGUGCCUCAGUACAGACUACAAGCAAAGGUGACUGCUUUAGAAAGAACCGGGCGCAAAGACCCAGUCAUCAGAUUCGAUGUUUAUACCAAUCUACCCAAGUUUCGAACGACACAAUUCCGCGAUGUCCGUCGAACACACUCCGAAUUCGUCAAACUCGCGGAGCACUUGAUUUCUGCCAACCCUGAAGCCCUCGUCCCCGCUGUCCCUCCAAGCAUUACGUCUGCCGGUGCAGGCACAGACGAAGAUGAGAUUCGAGUCAAGAACUCGAUCCAAAGAUGGUUGAACUGUGUAUGCGGUAACGAUGUUCUUAUGCGCGAUGAGGAGAUGGUCUUCUUUGUGGAAAGUGAUUUCGGUUACUCUCCUGUUGUCAGAAUGAAGCAACCUGCGACUGGUGUACGAAGAAAAGUCCUGAAGCAAUUCGCACCUCCCCCCGAUGACACCCCAGAGCUGCACGAAGCUCGACCUGUGGUCAAAAUGUUCUACCUCGGCUCGCUGGAUACCAGUCAGAAGCUCGAGAAGGUUGUAAAGUCCAGAAGAUCACUCGGUCUUGCCGAGUCUUCUCUAGGCGAAAAGUUGACUCAAAUGCAUGUUCAAGAAACGCACGCCGGCUUGUCCACUGCAUACCGCAAACUAGGUCGCGUCAUUCAAACGUGUGGCGACUACCACGCCGCCCAAGGCACUGCGGAAGCCACCACUAUGGGUGACUCCCUUGCCUACCACUCUUCCGACGCCUUCAUCGUCAAGGAGACCCUGACCAACCGUCACAUACUCCUACGUGAGCUUGUCCAGGCCGAAGCGUCCCGUCGCAGCAAAGAGAAUGCCGUCCAACGCCUUAAAUCCAGCUCCUCCGUCCGUCGAGACAAGGUCGACGAAGCCAUCUCCUCUCUCGACGAGGCCAUGAGCCAAGAGAACUAUCUCCGCUCCAAAACCCAGCGCGUCACGGCCAACCUCCUCCUGGAGAAGAGGCGGUGGUUCGAUCGUACGAGCAAUGAAUUCAUGUUUUCUCUGCGCGAGUAUGUCCUCCGUCAGAUCGAGGCGGAGCGGCGGACCCUCGCGACCCUGGAAUCCGUCAGACCCGACGUCCGGGCGAUCGACGCCUCGGGAGGUCUGAGCAGGCUGGGGCGUGAGAACCACCCCGUGGUGCGGAGGGUGAGCAUGGCCAGCAGCCAAGGGGCCAAAGGCGACGCUUGGAGUGGGGUCGCGAGAAGCAGGGACGCCCUCACGCGGAGUAUGAGUGGUAGUUUUGGACCCGCGGGCAUUCCAGAGGCCGGCGAGGAUGGCACUACUGGGAGCAAUGGCACAGCAGAUGGUGGGGCGUCCAACAAUGCCGGUGGCGCUGGCCGGCCUAGAAGUGGCACUGCGACGAGUAUCAAGGAGGAUGAGGAUGAGGAUCGUGUUGAUGCGAGGAACGCGGCCAGUAGAUUGGCGCAGAGCACUUUUUAAACAAUCCCCAACCAACACCACUUUUGCCUGAUCUACCUACCUACGGAUAUGGUGGUACCAUGACUAUGUACCUAGUUACAGAGUAUCACUCAUACCGACCUUAUGCCCUUGAGCGAGAAAGCGAAUGCAAUCAUAUCAACCCAGUCAAGGCACCGGUGUGGUUCCUUCUUCUUCCUCCGAUUCCUUGUUCUUUUGGUUGCCAAAGUUAAAACAUAGUAGUUAGGGUCAGAAAAGAAAGAAAUCAUGUUCAAUGAUGA